Molecule: messenger RNA, 648 nt
Organism: Aureobasidium vineae
Lineage: Eukaryota; Fungi; Ascomycota; Dothideomycetes; Dothideales; Saccotheciaceae
Source: the annotation of a GenBank genome assembly
AUGGCUGAAGUUCCCACCUUCAAGCUCGUCCUCGUUGGCGACGGCGGUACCGGCAAGGCACGUUCAUCUCCAACUCUCGAUUUCGCAUCGUCCGUCGACCUGCGCAUCCGUCACUUGACUGGAGAGUUCGAGAAGAAGUACAUCGCCACUCUCGGUGUCGAAGUCCACCCUCUUGGUUUCACCACCAUCCAGUUCGAUGUUUGGGAUACCGCAGGUCAGGAGAAGUUCGGUGGUCUCCGUGACGGUUACUACAUCAACGGCCAGUGCGGUAUCAUCAUGUUCGAUGUCACCUCGCGCAUCACCUACAAGAACGUCCCCAACUGGCACCGUGACCUCGUCCGUGUCUGCGAGAACAUCCCCAUUGUUCUCACCGGCAACAAGGUCGAUGUCAAGGAGCGCAAGGUCAAGGCCAAGACCAUCACCUUCCACCGCAAGAAGAACCUCCAGUACUACGACAUCUCGGCCAAGUCCAACUACAACUUCGAGAAGCCCUUCCUGUGGCUCGCAAGAAAGCUUGACUUUGUCGCCGCCCCCGCCCUUGCUCCCCCAGAGGUCCAGGUCGACGAGGCUGUUCUCAAGCAGUACCAGCAGGAGAUGGAGGCUGCCUCCAACAUGCCCCUCCCCGACGAGGACGAUGCCGACCUCUAA